UCCGUAAAAACAGAAAAAAAAAGGUUUAUCCAUCCGUCCCCAGCAACUGUCGCUACUUACCAUGGUCAAACCAAUCCUAUUUAACACCUGCGUCAUCCAACUGUAAACUGCUUAAUGAAAAUAUUCACUACAUUCCCUGCCUGAUUUGAUUGAUUUAUGAUGGAAACGAUGUUAAAUGUUUUCCAUUGCACGUUCUCUGUUGAGGAGAGUUCGUAAGGACUACGAACAGGUUCACGUUGUCGACAGAGUGAAAUAUUAGUAGUUGUGCAUUAAUUCGUGGAUAAAGGGGUAAAAAUGUGUGCGUUAUUCCUUAAAUCUCCGUGCUUUGACGUCGGGAGAAUGACAUCAUCCACGCUUAAGUAACAGGAGGCGGGGGGACAGAUUCGUGGAGGACGGCCGCUCGUGCCACUGGAGCUUCUCAGGGACUAUCAACAGGGAGUGCAACCGACGACAGAGCUACGAGCUGGGGGGAAUGAGAGCCGCUAGAAUCCGCUCCAAUCCUCCUCGACCAAGGCUCCUACCCGCCUGACAGCUACCGGGACACAAUCUUCAGAGAACCAGCUUUCAUACGAAUCCAAUAUCGGGUGACUGCUCGCAAUCAUGGAGCUGAGAGUGGGGAACAAAUAUCGGCUGGGGCGAAAGAUAGGUAGCGGUUCCUUCGGAGACAUUUACCUUGGUGCCAACAUUGCCACUGGUGAGGAGGUAGCCAUCAAACUUGAAUGUGUGAAAACCAAACACCCACAGUUGCACAUUGAGAGCAAGUUCUACAAGAUGAUGCAAGGAGGAGUGGGUAUUCCAUCAAUAAAGUGGUGUGGAGCAGAAGGAGACUACAAUGUGAUGGUGAUGGAGCUUCUUGGUCCCAGUCUUGAGGAUCUUUUCAACUUUUGCUCCCGAAAGUUCAGCCUAAAGACCGUCCUGCUUUUGGCAGACCAAAUGAUAAGUCGUAUUGAGUACAUCCACUCCAAGAAUUUCAUUCACCGUGAUGUGAAGCCAGACAACUUCUUAAUGGGGCUUGGCAAGAAGGGUAAUCUUGUGUACAUCAUUGACUUCGGCCUGGCCAAAAAAUACCGCGAUGCCCGCACACACCAGCACAUCCCCUACAGGGAGAACAAGAACCUGACAGGCACAGCACGAUAUGCUUCUAUCAACACGCAUCUUGGAAUUGCGGAAUUCUCUACAUACCUGAAUUUUUGCCGAUCACUCCGAUUUGAUGACAAGCCAGAUUACUCCUACCUGCGACAGCUCUUCAGAAAUCUCUUCCACCGGCAGGGCUUCUCCUAUGAUUAUGUCUUUGACUGGAAUAUGCUCAAGUUUGGGGCCACCCGGACGACUGAAGAUGGCGACAGGGAAAGGCGGACUGGCGAUGAGAGGGACGAUCGUGUUCCUCUCAGGGGUUCUGCAGCACGAGGUCUCCCACCAGGUCCUAACUCUGGACCUGCCAACAGAGUCAGAAAUGGACCAGAACAGGCCAUCUCUAACCCUGCCUCACGGGUUCAGCAGUCUGGGAACACAUCGCCUCGUGCCAUUUCUCGUGCAGAAAGGGAAAGGAAGGUGAGCAUGCGGCUCCACCGUGGCGCUCCAGCUAACGUGUCGUCCUCUGACGUUACAGCCCGUCACGACCAAUCCAGGAUUUCCACAUCACAGGUGAGCGUGCCAUUCGAGCACAUGGGAAAGUAAAUCUCCUUGGCUGUGCAUGAACAUGAAAGUGACAGGGCUGCAAGAUAUAUUUGUUGCUCUGGUCCCUUCCUUCAUUUUUACUCUAAUGAAAAGAUUGAUGCCAAUGGACACAUGGAUCUUUGGAAAAGUACAGCAAAUUCCAGCAGGAUCCAGGGAAGUACUUUUUAUAGUACCCAGCAUCCAGUCUUUUAUGAGAACUCUGCGAAACCUUGGAUCAUCAUCAUGCCGAUGCAAAAAGUGACAGUGCUACAUCAUGGUUGCUUGUGACUGCUCCUGAGAAACAUUUCCCAAACAAGCUUUCUGUCUGAUGAAUGAGAGGAACUUUUGAGAACAAAAAAUGAAAGGAUGAUAGGGCACUAGCAUGUUUCAUUUCAAUGGUCAAUUCCUUUUUUAUUUUUAUUUUUUAAAUCUUAGUUAGCCCUUUUGGUAAAUGAUGGAAAAGGGUAGUCUGAGACGGUAGUGUUAUGAAUGACAGAAGAGGUUUUAAAGGUUUUGUUUCAGCUCCUAUUUCUGUUUACUGUGAGUUGCUUGCUUGUCCUUUAUCUAUUCUGUAUCCAGUAACUGUCCCUUGAAUCUCAAAUCAUCCAAAAUAUCCAGUAUGCAUUUCUUUAUCACUUAUAUGUGCGCUGUUCUCUUAAAUACAAGUUAUCCAUCACCGUAGUUGUUUGAAAAACACACUCCUAAUUUCUGAGGCGGUGUCCUCAAGAAAUGACCAGAGUAUUUGACUAGACUCCAUUGCACCCCGUUUAACCAACAAAGAAUGGCUGCAAUUUUUAUGAUAAUUCUUACUAAUUUUUUUUUUCAUUUUUACCUCUAGAGGAAAUAGCGGAAUUGGCAGAGGCCAUUAGGGAUGAUUUAAGGGGGUGGGGCAUCCAUUGUUUUAUGUUUACAUCACUUUUUUUUUUUUAAUGUAAAAGCCAAAAUGUGUUUUAAGAUUUAAAGUAAAAAAAUGCAUAUUACUGGGAGGGGUUAAAAAGUUUUGGUAUUUAAAGUAUUACAUUUUGGACAUCAAUGUUGCUCUGCCAGCUGGGUCAUGAAAGUGUAUGUGUGCGUGUUUCAAGAUUUUUGGGAGUGAGAGUGUGACUGCCUGUGUAAUCCCCGAUAAGAAAUAAAGGUUCAUUUUGUGUGUUUUGAGUUGUUUUUUUGUCAGCUAUUUAUGUUAAACUACUUUGUUUUUCCAGAAAAUUAUCUUUUAAAUCUACCUUCCUGACUAACACCAGAAGUAGCUUGUGCUAUGAUUGUCUUGGUCUCCCUUUUUCUUCUCUUUUCCCUUCAAAUGCUGUCUAAUAUCCUUUAUAAAACACAGGGCUUUCUAUAUUCCCCCUGCAGAAAUUAGGUCAAUGCUUGAUGUCACCUUUUUUAGUUUUUAACCCCCUGCUAUCUAGAUGAUGCCAUUGACAUUACUAACUGACUCAAUUGCAGGGACAUGUAAAUAUCUUGGUACUGUGUGUAAUUACCUUUGUACAGGCCACCAUGACCCAGUGGCAUUGUAACUGUUGUAUAUGUGUGCGUGUGUUAGGGGGGUGGGUAUAAAAUAGGAUAAGGUGACAGAAUUUCACUUUAUGUAUUGUGUACUGAUAUCUUGUACAGUUCUUUAACACUUUUAUUUACAACAGUAUUUGUGUAUAUUUUAUGAAGUAAUAAAACUGAAUCUCUCAA
Phyllopteryx taeniolatus (common seadragon) is the source of this 3336-nucleotide messenger RNA. Its product is annotated as casein kinase I. Gene Ontology annotation, cellular component: cytoplasm; nucleus. NCBI's taxonomy places the organism in Eukaryota, Metazoa, Chordata, Actinopteri, Syngnathiformes, Syngnathidae. The record is from RefSeq and is a predicted model, not a curated record. Gene Ontology annotation, biological process: peptidyl-serine phosphorylation; signal transduction; endocytosis. Gene Ontology annotation, molecular function: ATP binding; protein serine/threonine kinase activity. The transcript has 10 exons. The coding region runs from base 601 to 1677 and encodes 358 amino acids.